UACCGGAGAGCCAUGUCGAACCGCCCGACUCGACUCCUCAUCGCUGUGCGACGUGAGCAGCGGCGCGUUCCCGCGGUAGCAAGGUGCUUUGGCGAACGUGUCGUGCACGGCCGGCGCACAUGGCGGAGCAACUCCUCUCGACGGCCGUGCACGACACGGUGCCAAGGAAGUACGUCCGGCCGGAGUCGCAGCGGCCGCGCCUCGCGGAGGUCGUGACCGGCGCGCCGAUCCCCGUCGUCGACCUCGCGUGCCCCGACCGCGCCGCGGUCGUGGCCGCCAUCGGCGCCGCCUGUCGCUCGCACGGCUUCUUCCAGGUGACACACGCCGCGGCCUUCCGUGUGCAUGCACGGACCAAAUUAGCAGACCGGGGAUUACUACUGACACGUACGACGUGCAUGUCCCGUUUGAUGCAGGUGCUGAACCACGGGAUAGACGCCGGCCUAACGGCAGCGGUGAUGGCCGUGGGGCGCGAGUUCUUCCGGCUGCCAGCGGAGGAGAAGGCGAAGCUCUACUCCGACGACCCGGCCAGGAAGAUGCGGCUGUCCACGAGCUUCAACGUGCGCAAGGAGACGGUGCACAACUGGCGGGAUUACCUCCGGCUGCACUGCCAUCCCCUCGACCAAUUCGUGCCGGAAUGGCCGUCCAACCCGCCCGACUUCAAGGAGACCAUGAGCACGUACUGCAAGGAGGUCCGGGAGCUGGGGUUCAGGCUGUACGGGGCGAUCGCGGAGAGCCUGGGGCUGGAGGCGGGCUACAUCGAGAGGACGCUGGGUGAGCAGGAGCAGCACAUGGCCGUCAACUUCUACCCGCGGUGCCCCGCGCCGGAGCUCACCUACGGGCUCCCGGCCCACACCGACCCCAACGCGCUCACCAUCCUGCUCAUGGACCAGGACGUCGCCGGCCUGCAGGUGCUCAACGGCGGCAAGUGGGUCGCCGUUAACCCGCAGCCCGGCGCGCUCGUCAUCAACAUCGGCGACCAGCUGCAGGCGCUGAGCAACGGGGAGUACAGGAGCGUGUGGCACCGCGCGGUGGUGAACUUGGACAGCGAGCGGAUGUCCGUGGCGUCGUUCCUGUGCCCGUGCAACGACGUGGUGCUCGGCCCCGCGCAGAAUCUCGUCACCGAGGAGACCCCCGCCGUGUACAGGAACUACACGUACGAUGAGUACUACAAGAAAUUCUGGAGCAGGAACCUUGACCAAGAGCACUGCCUCGAGCUCUUCAGAACCUAGCUAAAGCGGUACAGAGUGAACUCGGAGCUUAUUUGUCUGUUCUCUUGCACUUUUCCAAUAAACUAAACAGUGCGUGAUGCUUGCCUGAGCAAUGCCCUCCUUAGAGAAGAUCACACAAAUCACAGGAGAAUAAAAGGAGUACAUGAAUUCGGUAAGAAGCGCCAAAGUGUAGUUUUGCGAUAGACAUUGUCGUGGAAAACAUGUAAUUUUGUGUAUUGUAUUCUUGGAACAUGUAGUUUGAUGAAAUCUCAAAACUUAGUAAUAAAAGCAUGAAGUUCACUCUU
Phragmites australis (common reed) is the source of this 1513-nucleotide messenger RNA. RefSeq names its product flavanone 3-dioxygenase 2-like. The record is from RefSeq and is a predicted model, not a curated record. Lineage: Eukaryota; Viridiplantae; Streptophyta; Magnoliopsida; Poales; Poaceae. The transcript is spliced from 3 exons. Bases 120 to 1229 code for a protein of 369 amino acids.